AUGCUGAAGAAACUAGAAGUGACCAUGCCGUUUCACGAGGUAAUGCUUCAAAUCCCGUCCUACACCAAAUUUGUGAAGGAUAUUCUUACGAAGAAGAGGACGGUUGAGAAGGAGACAGUGGCACUGAGCACCGAGGUGAGUGCUGCCAUACUGCAGACAGAGUUACCGCGGAAGAUGGUUGAUCCCGAGGAUGUGCCUCUUAAGAUAGGGAAAUUCUAUGUCCCCGUCGACUUUGUGGUUCUAGACAUGCCGGAGGCUUCCAAAAUCCCCAUCAUACUUGAGUCUUCCUUCUACCUAGACCUGAUCGACACGUUGAUCGACGAAGUGAGGGAUGAAUUUAGAGAGUCAGAUCCCCUCGAGAUGGCAUUGAACGCGGUCGCCUUUGAAACUCUGAAGAAGGCAUUGAUCUCUCCACCCAUCAUUCAGCCACCGGAUUGGGAAGCUCCCUUUGAGCUUAUGUGCGACGCUAGCGAUUUUGCAGUGGGGGUUGUUUUGGGUCAGAGGAGAGACAGACCACCGGAUUGGGAAGCUCCCUUUGAGCUUAUGUGCGACGCUAGCGAUUUUGCAGUGGGGGUUGUUUUGGGUCAGAGGAGAGACAGAAAGCUCCACGCCAUAUACUAUGCGAGUAGAACGUUAGACGAUGCUCAGAUGAAUUAUUCUACAACCGAAAAGGAGCUACUCGCCAUAGUAUUUGCCUUUGAGAAGUUUCGGUCUUAUUUUGUCGGUUCGAAGGUGAUCGUCUAUACCGACCAUGCUGCCUUGAGAUAUCUCCUAUCCAAGAAGGAUGCCAAGCCGAGGUUAAUCAGAUGA
Molecule: messenger RNA, 810 nt
Organism: Tarenaya hassleriana
Lineage: Eukaryota; Viridiplantae; Streptophyta; Magnoliopsida; Brassicales; Cleomaceae
Exons: 4
Coding region: 1-810 (269 amino acids)
Source: RefSeq, a predicted model, not a curated record